Molecule: messenger RNA, 440 nt
Organism: Pollicipes pollicipes
Lineage: Eukaryota; Metazoa; Arthropoda; Thecostraca; Pollicipedomorpha; Pollicipedidae
Exons: 5
Coding region: 57-440 (127 amino acids)
Source: RefSeq, a predicted model, not a curated record
CGUGCCGCCGUCGCCGCCGCCGUCGCCGCCGCCGUCGUCGCCGUUGACACCGCACCAUGAUGCAGCCCGGAGACAGCUUCCCGGGCAGCCACCACUCGCUGCACCCGCACUCGCAUAUGCCCAUGGAUCUGCAUAUGGCGCAGGGCUUCCAGUACUACCGGUAUGGCCACGGUACACCGCAGGACUACCAUCUGGCUGCAGCCGGAAAGCCGACCGUGGAGGAGCUGGCCGUCGCCCAGGGAGGCGUCAACUCACGAUUACACUGGUCUCCAGAGAUGAUGCAGCCGGCGCAGUCAGGUCGGCCGCUUCAUCACUACAAAAGGCCAACGGGUGAGGGCAGAGGCGGCACUCUGCGUACCUGCGGCCCACUCGCCGGACAAAAACGGACGCUGCUCUCGGUGGCCUUCCUCCGGGACGGUGUCGUCUGCCUGUCCGGAUAG